AUGCCUAGAGAUCCCCUCAUUGGUAUUGUUGGAAAGCCCUCUUCGGGAAAAUCCACCACCUUAAACUCUUUGACUGAUGCAGCCGCACAGGUAGGAUCGUUUCCUUUCACGACGAUCGAGCCCAACAGAGCUACUGGAUACUUGCAAGUCGAUUGUGCUUGUGCCAGAUAUGGCUUGGAAAAACGGUGUAAACCCAACUAUGGCUGGUGCAGCAACGGUAAGAGACACAUUCCAAUCAUGCUUUUAGAUGUUGCAGGUUUGGUACCCGGUGCUCAUUCUGGCAGAGGAUUGGGAAACAAGUUUUUGGACGAUUUGAGACAUGCAGACGCACUGAUACACGUUGUAGACGUCAGUGGUACUACAGACUCUGAAGGUAAAAACACCAGGGGUUACGACCCGUUGUAUGAUAUAGAAUGGCUUCAAGAUGAAAUACGACUGUGGAUUGAGGGCAAUUUGGAGAAAAGAUGGGGGUCCAUUGUUCGUAGACACACAGCUACCAAAUCCAGUGCUGUCGACACAUUACAAGCGCAAUUUGGUGGAUACGGGUCACAAGCAUCGAUGAUCCAUCGCGCUCUGCAAAGAAUCAAAGGACUGCCACCUUUGGAGCAAUGGGACAGAGAAUGGAUUACCAAAGUAGUCAAGUCCUUCAUGAUGGAAAAAUUCCCUACGGUCUUAGGCUUAAACAAGAUCGACCACCCAGACGCGGACAAAAAUGUUUCCAAAAUCAUGUUGAAAUAUCCAGACACCAAGGCAGUGCUUUGUAGCGCAAUUACUGAGGUGUUCCUGAGAAAGCUACAAAAACAAGGAUUUAUUCGUUACGAGGAAGGUACUGAGUUUGUUGACACUUGUGAGGAUGAUCCUGAAAACUUGAAGGUCUUGGACGAUAAAUUAUUGCAGCGUAUCGAAAAUAUUCGAGACUUGGUGCUGUACCGAUUUGGUUCCACCGGUGUUGUUCAGGUCUUGCAAGCUGCUGCCGACGCUUUGGAUCUGAUACCAGUAUACACCGUGAGAAACAUCAGCACGUUCACAGGUAAUCAUGGGGAAGAAGUUUUCAGGGACUGCUUCUUGAUCAAGAGAGGUACAAAUGUAGGUAAAGUGGCGCGCUACGUUAUGGGCGAAGUCACCAUUGCCGCAGUUGAGACUAUUAAUGGCGUUAGAGUAAGUGAGGACGCAGUGGUAGAAAAGGGCCAGAACGAUAUUUUGACGUUCAAGCUGGCGCCCAAGAGUGUUAAUUGA
Molecule: messenger RNA, 1236 nt
Organism: Lachancea sp. 'fantastica'
Lineage: Eukaryota; Fungi; Ascomycota; Saccharomycetes; Saccharomycetales; Saccharomycetaceae
Source: the annotation of a GenBank genome assembly